AUGAGCGCACCGCCGCCGCCGAUGACGCCCGAGGACGUGGGCACGCUGCUCAACCCGCAGCAGCGCAAUGCUGUCCAGGACCGUGUCAACGCGCUCUUGGGCUGGAACUCGAAGGAGAUCGCGCCUAUGGCCAUCGCGAUCCCGAUGCUUCGAUCGACGCGCAAGCAGAUCAUGGAGCUCGGCUACUUGGUCGGGUCGCAAUGGACGGGCAUCCGGUACCUGGCGCUCUUGGUUGCAGGGCGCUGCUACCUCAUUUCGCACAACUACGAGAUCCGCGAGGCCUGGCUCUUUGCGCCACUUCGCCAGCAAGAUCGCCCAGCCGCCGCCGAGAACGAGACCAACCAGCACAUGUGGACGGUGCUGGACGGGACGCUGGUGAUGCACCAAGACAAGCUCACGUACGUGAUCACGGACAUUCUGGCGAUGAACGGGACCGCGGUCAUGACGCACAAGCUCGAGGAGCGCCUCAAGACGAUCCAAAACUCGGUGAUUGGGCCCUUGACCAAAAUCCCGAUACCGAAAGGUCAUCCGCCGUCGCAGUUUGGCCUCAUCUUUCCGCCCAACCGGCCGCUGGUAAAAAUGACGAGCUCGAUUCGGCAUUUGACGCCGACACCCACCAACACGGCCGUGCAGCACGCCGGCCUCGUCUUCCUCCCGCAAGCGCUACCGUACACGCCCGGGUACGGCAAAGGACUCUUCUCCUGGACGUAUCCGGUGCUCGUGACGGCCUACUUUCAGCUCGGCGUCGAGUGGCGCGGCAUGCCCAAGAAGCCCGUCUUCAAGCUCAACGUAUGGGACAAGGGCAUGUCGGUGUUUUACGACUGGAUCACGUUUCCAGGAGACUGCUACGACCACUUUUGCAACGAUAAGAAGGCGUCCCAGCGCAUCAUCGAGUGCAUGUACGACAGCGAGAAUUGGACAUUCAUUCCGUCGGAGGACAAGAGCAGCGACACGGGCCACGCCGGCUUCCAGUCGGUCGAGCGCGGCGUCGGGUGGCGCAAAGGGGGGUGGAAGCUCCUCCGCGUCCGGAAGGACGUUGGUCGGCCGUACGACCGCGCGCACUUGACGCAGUUGGAGAAAUGUCUGAGCGACAACAUUCGCGGCGAAGAAAUCGAAGCGUUCUUCACGGCCAACGCCGCCAACCCGCUCGCGUCGCCCGAAGACGACAAGUGGAAGAAGACUCUCGCGCCGAGCCAAGGCGUCUGCUACGACUUUCAGAACAAGGGCAUUUGUCAGCGCGGCACCAAGUGCCACUUCUCCCACUGCGCGUGCCACAACGUGUGCUCGUGCACAGCGGCCUCGCACACGUACGGCCAGCGCCCGGACUUUCGGCGCAACGACUUUGACGCGCCGCCCGAGGCCAACGCGGACGGCAGUGUCAAGCUUGAAGAGGCGCCGAUCGCGCUCGAGAGUCUGCCAGCAGUCGUCAAGGUCGAGCCAGAAGGCAGCGUCGACGUCCCACUGGCCGUACCGGCCGCGACGGUCAGUGCUGCGGCUGCACCCGUCGUUGCUGCCGUCGCACCGGUGCCGGUGCCGGAGAAGAAGCCGGUGGUCACCCAACCGCUCGUGCGUGGCAAGGUCAACGCGUCGAGCGUCUAUGCGCCGCUGGCCAACUUUGACAAGGAAACGCUGGCGGCCAAGCGCGCGAUGCUCAGUGCGACGGGCAACCGCCGCAUUUGGUCGAGUCUCGGCCUCGAGGACUCGACCGGCAAGAAGGCGACCAAGAAGAAGCAAAAGGUGGGCUGGAUCGUCUCGAGCGCCGGCGAUGUCUCGUACGUGCGAGACAAGUAG
Molecule: messenger RNA, 1791 nt
Organism: Saprolegnia diclina VS20
Lineage: Eukaryota; Oomycota; Saprolegniomycetes; Saprolegniales; Saprolegniaceae
Exons: 10
Coding region: 1-1791 (596 amino acids)
Biological process (GO): 7-methylguanosine mRNA capping
Molecular function (GO): metal ion binding; mRNA guanylyltransferase activity; ATP binding
Source: RefSeq, a predicted model, not a curated record